Molecule: messenger RNA, 8485 nt
Organism: Spinacia oleracea (spinach)
Lineage: Eukaryota; Viridiplantae; Streptophyta; Magnoliopsida; Caryophyllales; Amaranthaceae
Exons: 6
Coding region: 884-2119 (411 amino acids)
Molecular function (GO): nucleic acid binding; zinc ion binding
Source: RefSeq, a predicted model, not a curated record
AUGAUUUAAGUAGGGUCAGUUUGUCAACCCAAUACGAUACCAGAUGAGAGAGAAACUUAGAGAGAGAAAGAAACCUAGGAGGAAAAAGAAACCUAAGAGGCCAAAGAACUCGGCGCCGCCUACUACUUGUAUCCAUAACCAUGAUUCUCCUCCUCUUGAGCUCUUUGCCUUGCCAUUCAAGGACCUAAUCUGUCAUUGUUCUUCAUAAAUUCAGCCCAAUCUCACCCCUUUUAGAUCAUUUCAACCGUUUUCUCCACCCAUCUCAUAUGGGUUUUCUUCUUGUUUUUUAACUGAAAUCCCCAAGUUUGAGGAUCUUGAUUAUUGUGGAUUAAUUGUUGCCGAAAUCAUAUCAAGUUUUGGAUCGGCUAAUCCAAAAAUCGCCAAGAUUUCAAUUGACCUCUGGUUUGAGCAAGAUAUCCGAAAAAAUGAAGAUGUUGUUGGCGAACGAGGAGGGAGCUUAAAUGCUAAGAAUGCUUUCAUCAGUUGUGAAGACGAUGUUCCUAUAAGAUAUCAAAAUCCUUUUCUUGGUUUGGGUUCUCCUUUUGAUAUCGUCUUCGGCAAAAGUGGAUGCUAUAAAGUCCAGAUCUUGUGUCUCUUCCUUAUUGCAAUUUCCAGGUAAGUUUUCUUUUUCCCCUUUUAAAGAAGGUGAGAGUAUUUUUUCUUAUGUUCUUACUCUUACGGAAUAUCGUUAUUGAUUUCAAUCAUGUUCUGAGUAAGAUUUGUGUUAUUACAAAUUGGUUUGCCCCAGCUGCGUUUUAUGUUUUUCAUGACAUGUAUUGGUUUAUCUGGUUUUUGUACGCUCAUGUCACUAGCUCCUCCCCUGAUUGUAGAGGGUUACAAUGGAUUUAUAGUCCUUUAUUUCUUGUGACUAGCCUAUUAGUAUAUGUUAUCAGGUUACACUUUGGUUUAUGCGAUUUCAUUGUUAUAUUGUAUUUUUUUCACAACUUAUACCAUGUUAUACAAGUUCAAUUGUUUAGUUGGGUUUAAUGGGUUAGGUAGCUUUACUACUUGUUUUACAAGGAUGCCCAAGACCCUUUCUUGCCGUGUUUUAGUUUCAAUUUGUGUUGAUUUUUUGGAUUAUUGGGAGGUCCAUUUCUAUGUUGGUUUUAUGAAUUGUAGGGAAAUUGACUCAAGAUUGUUUAAGAGUGAUAUAGAAUGUGUGUUUGGAUUCAUCUCUCUUAGAAUUUUAUCCUCUAUCACUAUAUGUAUGUGUAUGAUCUGUUUUGACCAUAGUUACUCAUGCCUGCACCACUAUGUCUUUUGCUUACUUUGGAGAAUUAUCCUUGUUCUCCCAUUUAGGUUGAUCUUACUGUGCAAUAUGACUCAUGAGUUUCAAGCUCAAUACUGUUCUUUUCCCUUUGAAUUUUAUAAUGAUAGUAAAUUGGGCGGUUGGGAUUGUGUUUUAAGGUGGUUGUUACUGGGUACCCAAUGCUUAGCUAUGCAUAUCACUUGUACCAGCUCCAAUUUCAUGAUCUCCCCCAAGGCAUUCAUAUUAGAUGUCUAUGGUCUUAUAUUGACCCCUCAUACUCUUUUUAUUAGUUUUAACUGUUGUUGGUGUCGUAUUCCUUUUCUAUUUGGAAUACAUAAUGAUCAUAAAUUUGGUUCUUGGGGUUCUAACCCAAGGUUGUUAUCUGCUAUUGUAGUUUGCUGGACUAUUAAUCUCACAUGCACUUACUACAAUACCAUGAUAUCCUCGUUAGCUCAUUACUUGUUUUUUGUGGGACAAGGUCAUAUUUGGGUUUUGAUAACCUCUCUAAUUUCUUAUUGGAACCGGAUCUCAAUAUCUGCUUUUAAAGGUUAUUGUAAUUGCAACUUUCCUACCAAACAACACUUUAUUGAUCACAAGGAGUUGCAGAUGCGAACAAUUACGACGUUUUAUAAUUUUGGAUGUAAUUCGUUUUUCAAUCUUUGUUGGUUAUGUAACUAUGAACUAGACUGGACUUUUUUUCGAUACAAGAUUUUUAUUUUAUUACGGAACCAGAUCUUGGAAUCUGCUUGUGAAUUGUCUAAGGACUUUUGUCCUUCUUGGAAUCGGAUUUCAAUAUCCGCAUAUGAAUUGCUUAAGGAUUUCAAUCCUUAUUGGAACCGGAUUUAUAAAUCCGCACUGUUUUUUUGCUAACUAGGACUUUUAUUUGCUCUGUUACUUUCCUUUCUGGUUUUAUAAUACGAACUGUGUGUUUUUACGACACGGGAUUUUUAAUUUGUGCCGAAAAUGGAAUUUUAAUUCCGCCCUUGAAUUGUUUAAGGACUUUUGUCCUUCUCCGAACCGGAUUUCAAUAUCCCGCUUAUGAAUUACCCGAGGAUUUCAAUCCUUAUCGUAACCGGGUUUAUAAAUUCACCUUGUUAAGUUUGUCUAGUCUUUUCACGGACAACAUGCAUAACAUCUUAGAAGCAAAUCAGAUCAAUAGACAUGCUUGCACAUUCCUAAUAUUCACACUUUUUAAAUGAAAGUCUGUUCAUGGAAUAUUCAUGGUGGUAAACGUGACCAAGCUAUAGCUGAACUUGUAAUGCUAAAACAUCAUUUCAAACCAGAUAUUCUAUUCAAUAUCUGAACUUAUAACCUAAGGCAUCUUUUCAAUAUCGGACCACGCUCCGGUUUUCUUCGACACCAAAACUCCCUCAAUUCAUCAAAAUCCUCUUUAUAGAUUUCAAAAUCUUUUGACGCUUGAUAACGAUUCUCGUGCAAUCGUUAAGAAACUUUGGAAUACUAGAAGACCAGGUUUUCGCUUCUUUAGAAUUAGAGAAAAGCUUUCCACUAUUAAGGAAAAACUUCGUGAAUGGGCUAGAAGCAAAUAUGGCAACAACAAUUUUAAACUACGGAGUAAUAUGGAAAAAAUCCACGAACUCCAAACAAAACUUCUCGAUCAACCCUAUAAUCCAUUUCGAUGACAUUUGCUUCGUAUGGUAAAGCAAAGAGAAAAAUUACUUCUUUUUGGACAAAAUAGCUGGAAGAAAUUUUAUAAAAAAGAAUGGCUUAUGCAAGGAGAUAGAAACACCCAUUUUUUUCAUCAAAAAGUCAAAAAUCAAUGUGUAAGAAACACCAUCUAUAGGCUUCAAAAUGACAUAGGUCAAUGGGACACUGACCCAUUAUCAGUGUCUAACUCUUUACUUGAUGCCUUUAAAACUCGCUUCACUUCUUCCACACCCCCAGAGAGGAAUAUUGAUUUUUCUUUCCUCCCAACCUUUGUGUCUCAACAAGAUGAGGAUACUAUUCUUCUUCCUUUCACUGAUGAAGAAAUUAAAGAUGCUUUCUUUGAUAUGAACCCACUCAAAUCCCUUGGCUCAGACGGGUUUGGCCCUAAAUUUUUCCAAGCCUAUUGGCAUAUAGUUGGUCAAGAAAUGACCACAUCAAUUAACAGUUUCUUCUAUCACGGGAAACUUCAACAUGCUCUUAAUCACACAAUCAUAGCUUUAAUACCAAAAAAUGAUAAUCUGGAAAACCCAAACCAUUUCAGGCCAAAUAAGUCUUUGCAAUACUCUUUACAAGGCAAUAUCGAAACUCCUGGUUAAUAGACUACGUCCUAUUCUCCAAGAGCAUUAUCCCUUUCCAAAAUGCUUUCACUCCCGAACGCUCCAUCCACGAUAAUCUACUAAUAGUCCAAGAAGUUCUCAACACCUUUCAAAAAUCUAAAUCUAAAAUUGGAUGGUGUGCUCUCAAAUUAGACAUGGAAAAAGCAUAUGAUAGGAUAUAAUGGGAUUUUCUUUGGGCCACCCUAUCUGCCUUUGGUUUUCCCGACCAAUGGAUCCAAUGGGUCAAAGCAUGUGUUACUACAGUCUCCUACUCGCUCAAAAUAAAUGGUUCAACUACAGAACAUUUCACCCCUUCUAGAGGUAUUCGUCAAGGGGACCCUUUAUCUCCUUACCUCUUCCUUUUGUGUAUCGAAGUAUUUAUAAUUAUGCUAACUAUAAAUAGUACAAACCCAAGAAAAGGCAUAGCAUUCGCUUAGCCCCCGAAAAGUUCCAUGUCUACUUUUUGCAGAUGACAGCUUAGUUAUCGUCAAAGCUACUUCCUCUGCCUGUAACAUGCUAAAAACAAUUAUCAACGAAUUUUACACUCUCUCUGGACAAUGAGUCAAUUUCCAUAAGUCUGCAAUUGUUUUCUCCAAACAGAUUCAAAAUCAUUGACGAGACAAUAUAGCAAGUACCUUUGUUAUGACAAAAUCUAUGUCUCUAGGUAGAUAUCGGGGUGCCUAUUUCUCAUCUUAUAAACCCACAAAAGCUGAUUACAACAAUAUAAUGCUUAAGAAUGAAACCAGAAUUAAUUCAUGGCAUGAACAUUACCUCUCCAAGGCGGGAAGGGCUAUCCUCAUCCAAAGUAAUCUAGAAGCUUUACCAGCAUAUGUUUGUUCUUCCUUUCUUCUUCCACAAAAAACCUUGUUGACCCUGAUUUUGGUUGAUGACAAAUAGCAAACUUCCUGAUUAAAGUUUCUGUUGUGUCUACAAGUAAAGUGUUCCUGUUCCAGAGAGGAACUUGAGAUGGCUGCUGAUGUUCCUGAGGUGGAAUGCGCAAAGCUAAGAACUAUAAACUUACACACAUCAGAGUAACAACAAAUGCACAGAAGGGUGAAGUUUCCAUAUGAUGAGUGUCUUUGUCCCUUUGGAGGAACUCACCUGUUCCAGAGUAGGAACCAUUGCAGGUGCUGAGUGGUAGCUCCAGUAAAAACACGAAGCUAGGUAGUUAAAUACUCUUAGAUUUUGUGUAAAAUAAUAAUAGCUAUAAGAUAAGUUAUGGAACUAUAGGAUAUUUAAUUAAAUAUUUAUUAAGAUUUUAUCAAAAUAUUUAGUAGCAAGUUUUAAGGAAAAUUACAUAAAUAAAAUUUGCUUUAAUAAAAUCUGUUUUUAUCUUUCUAGUCAAAACAGUUUUACUUUCCCUAAAACUUCUCCUAAAAUCUGAUUUAUUUUGUUAAGUAUUUUUCGCAAAUCUUUUAGUGGUUGACAAAGUCUAAACCACGAUUUUCUCUUGGAAAGUUUUCAGGGAAGUGGUCUUCCCUUGAUCCACAAGUUAUGGAUCUUGGAGACCAAGUAGUGUAGUUGUGUGAACAGUUGAGAUUUGAAGGGAACUAACCCUAAGGAUUAUCUCUAUAAAAAGGGUCGUCUGUUUUCUGAGAAAAACACACAAAUAUUCUACUAGCUUUCUUAUCUAUCAAACGCUUUCAAAAGAGUUUAUAAAAUUGAUUUGUGUCCUAGCAAAAUUCGAGUUCCUAAGUUCCAUAAAUAUCUAAAAAGCUUUAUUAUUAUCUAGAGCCUUGAAAACAAAUUGUAAACUGAGUGAGAGUAGAUUGAGUAAUCUUGUAAAGACUUUGAGUUAAAGUCGAGAAAAGAGAGAAACAAAAGAGAGGGUAGUCAGAGUUGAUUACUGUGAGAAACUUGAGUUAGAGAGGAACUCAAGUUGUUAUAUUAUUGUAAUUGAGGAAUUAUCUUAAUAUAAAAGAGUUUUGAGGUUUUCUCUUCUUGAUUAGUGUCAAGAAGUUUCCUCAAAUUGAGUAACUUUUGUUUCUGUGUUUUUCAGUUCCUUUAAUUGCUUUAAAGUUAAAAGAAACUCACUAAAGUUCCAAACACAAUUUACCCCCCCUCUUGUGCGUGUUCCUAUUAAACUAUCAAUUGGUAUCAGAGCCAGUACUCAAUAAAAACACAGGAACCCCUGUUUGAGUCUAGUUCCUGAUAGUAUGAAUACACAAGAGAAACUGGAAGAAGGCUACUCCACGCAAAGGCCACCUAUGUUCAAUGGCAAAUUCUACUCAUACUGGAAGAACAGAAUGGAGAUAUUCAUCAAAGCGGAAAAUUACCAAGUUUGGCGUGUGAUUGAAGUUGGAGACUUCGAGGUAACAAAGACCAAUGCAGAAAACGAGAUAGUUCCUAAACCAAUGUCUGAAUUCUCUAAAGAAGAUUUUGAUAAAUAUGAGAUGAAUGCUAUGGCAGUUAAAAUCUUGCAUUGUGGACUUGGACCCCAUGAACACAGUAGGGUCAUGGGGUGCAAGAACGCAAAACAAAUUUGGGAAUUACUACAAGUAACCCACGAAGGAACUAACGAAGUUAAACGUUCCAAAAUUGAUCUGUUAAUGUCUAAAUAUGAGAGAUUUGAAAUGCUUCCAAAAGAAACUAUUCAAGAGAUGUUUACUCGAUUUACUAACAUAACAAAUGAAUUAGUUUCCCUUGGUAGAAUCAUUCCCACGGAUGAACAAGUAAGAAAAAUACUAAGGAGCAUGCCUCAAGAUGAUCGUUGGAGAACAAAGGUCACAGCACUGUUUGAGACCAAGGAUUUUACAAAAUUCAACAUUGAACAACUUGCUGGUUCCUUGAUGACUCAUGAACUGCACCUUGGAGCUGCUGUCCCUGAGAGCUCCAGAAACCGAGGGCUUGCUCUAAAAGCUGAGGAACUCGAUGAUUCUGAACCAGAUGAAGAAGAGGCUGCUAUGCUUGUCAGAAGAAUGAGAAAGCUCUACAGGAACUUCAAACCUGGCAACCAGAAAGGAAGGAACUUUGCAAGGAAAACUGUCAGUUCCAAAACUGAGCAAGGUUGCUUCAAAUGUGGAGAAACUGAUCACCAAAUUCGUGAGUGCCCUCAGUGGAAAAACGACAAAAGAAAAGGAACAGGUCAAGGAAUGCUACAAUAAAUCCACCUUCAACAAGAUUAACUUUAAAAAGGCUAUGAUAGCUGCAUGGGGCGAAGAAACUGAUUCAGAAGAUGAUGAGGAACAACCAAAUGAAGAAACUGAAAAUCUUUGCCUUAUGGCAAGAACAGAUGGAACUGAACCAGUUCCAUCAGAAGAAGUAAGUUCCUCCACUCUUCAGUGUCUCUCAAAGUCAAAACUAAUUGAACUAUUGCUAGAAACUCUAGAUGAUUACAAAAAUCUAAGUAUGUUAAAAGCACAAAGUGAUAGAGCCUUGGAACUCAGUAAAGAUCACAUAAAUUAUCUGAACAACAUUAGAUCUGAUGUUCAAGGCAGGUUCUUUGAAUUGCUAGAUAGAAAUACCUCUAUUAAUGAGUCUUUUGAGAAAAUUAGAAAUGAGAACAUACUUCUACAAGUGCAACUCAGUCAAUAUAAGAUGUUUAACCUAAGUUUAGAUCCUACAAAAUCCUUGGAGAUUAACAUGGGAGUUUUUAACAUCGACUUAGAAAGAUUGAACAAAGAUCUGAUCACCACAAAGGAACAGAAAGAGAAACUAGAGAGGGAACUGGCCAUGGCUAGGGCACAGAAACAACCACCUAAAGUUCCCCCCAAGUGGAUUGAGAAUGCUUAAUCCAAGAGAACAGAAGGUUUAGGUUACAAUCACAAAACCAGUCAUAAGAAAAAGUAUGUGGAACUCCCAAGUGUAAAAUUCUGUUUUUCAUGUGGGAGUGGAAAUCAUGUAAGCACUGAAUGCUCUAAAAUGAAGGAACUAGAUCAAAAAAACAUAGAUUAUGUAAAGAAAAAGUGGGUUAAGAAGUCAGAUAUUGUAGUUGAAAAGGAACUCGAGGAAACCCGAGUUCCUGUAACUAACCUUUGAUUUCUUUACAGGUUCUAGUGAAGAGGAACAGCUCGUGGUAUCUCGACAGCGGGUGUUCCAAACAGAUGACAGGAGACAAAUCUAAAUUCCUCUCACUAGAAGCCUACAAUGGAGGAACUGUGACCUUUGGAGACAACAUGAAAGGAGAAAUUGUUGGAAUUGGAAAAGUUGGAAGAAGUUCAUUCCCCGCGCUCAACUCCAACUCUCCAAGCAUUGUGGAACCUUUUCGCCGUCGAACCCUUACUCGGCCCUGCUUCGCCGUCGAACUCAGCCCUUCCUCGGCCCUGCGUCGCUGUCCUCGCCGGUGGGUGUGUGGUCUUGCCUCAUCUCCCCCGUCGCGUCGAUGUCCUCGCCGGUGGCUGAACCAUGACUUUUCAGUCGCUGAAAACUCUCCUCUCCUCGGUGUCCUCCCCCGUCGUGGGAGUCUGGUGCUUGCUCGGCCGUCACUCUCCUCGCCAUAACAAAUUUCAUGCCUGCCUGACAUUGAAUAUUUAACCUUUCAAAAGCGCAAUGCAAUAUCAUCUACAAGAGGGAAGUCAAAGACUAUUUCUCCGCCACAACCUAUAGGAGUUGUUGUUGUUGUGUCUACCUUGAAACGUGGUAGGCUGCUUCUCAAGUUCAUGGAGGUCAAUUUUCUGCCAGGUUCGUUGAUGGAUCUAUCAGACUCUUUGACAUCAGAUUACCUGAAAUUGUCUCUGAAGCCAGAAGUUUUUGAAGGGAUGCAUGUAAAGCCCUAGCUUUACUCUCACCUGCAAAUGCAAUACACACAGCAGAAGACACCCAAAUAACAAGGCCAAACAACAGAACUGGAACAAGGAUAAAUAGAAGAAGGGAAGAUCAAUAAGGGUUUUUUCUACUAGUGAGCGAUCGAGUUGGUUUAGAUGUUAUAGAAUAAUAUUUUAUAUUCAAAUGUAUGCGUACGUUGAAAUUGAAACAUAUAAUUAAAUGUAGUACGUGCACUUUGGAUAUGUAUACAAAACACCAAUUAUUGUUUUUA